UCCAAUCAUCAGACCACAAAAAAUUUUCUCCAUCUCUUUCUAAUAUUUUCCUUCAUUUUAUUUUUCAGUUUCUAAUUUUUAUUUUUAAAAAAAAAAUGCCAGAGGCCCCUUCUACCUUAUCAGAUGAUGGAAAUUUUGAUGAAAACAAUAAAAAACUACUUGAAUUCUUCGAAGACAUUACUAGUAAUGCUGAUGAUGUUCAAAAAAAAGUUCUUAAUGAAAUACUUUCUCGUAAUGCUGGUGUUGAAUACUUAGUAAGGCAUGGCCUUAAUGGCAAUACUGACUAUGAUAAUUUCAAAAAAAUCAUGCCUGUUGUUUCCUAUGAGGAUAUUAAGCCAGAUAUUGAUCGUAUCGCGGAUGGUGAUCGUUCAUCCAUCUUUUGUUCUCAACCAAUUUCCGAGUUCUUGACAAGUUCUGGCACGUCUGGAGGAGAGAGGAAAUUGAUGCCAACAGUUGAAGAAGAGCUAGGAAGAAGGUCAUUACUGUACAGCCUUUUAAUGCCAGUAAUGGAUCGAUUUAUACCAGAUUUACAGAAGGGAAAAGGAAUGUACUUUUUGUUCAUAAAAUCAGAAGCAAAAACUCCUGGUGGAUUAUUAGCUCGUCCAGUUUUAACAAGUUACUAUAAAAGUUCAUAUUUCAAAAAAAGGCCAUAUGAUCCGUACACAAAUUAUACAAGCCCAAAUGAAACAAUUCUUUGUCUUGAUUCAUACCAAAGUAUGUACUCCCAAAUGCUUUGUGGUCUUUGUCAAAACACUGAAGUUCUUCGUGUUGGGGCUGUUUUUGCUUCUGGUUUUAUUCGUGCUAUUCGUUUCCUCGAAAAGCACUGGCCUAUACUAUGUCAUGAUAUUAGAACUGGUACGCUAAGUUCGCAAAUAACAGACCCUUUGGUACGUGAAUCAGUGAUGAAAGUACUCAAACCGAAUCCCAAGCUUGCUGAAUUUAUUGAAAUUGAAUGUAGCGCAGAGUCAUGGAAAGGGAUUAUCCCAAGAUUAUGGCCUAAUACGAAAUAUGUCGAUGUAAUUGUGACAGGGACUAUGUCACAAUAUAUACCGACGCUAAAUUAUUAUGGCAAUGAUCUACCACUUGUGUGUACCAUGUAUGCUUCAUCUGAAUGCUACUUUGGUAUAAAUCUUAAUCCUCUUUGUAAACCUUGUGAAGUUGCUUAUACUCUCAUACCUACCAUGGGCUUUUUCGAGUUCUUGCCUGUUGCUCGUGAAGAUGAAGGGCCAGAAAAAUCCAAACCAUACGACAAAAAUGAUUUGGUAGAUCUUGUUGAUGUCAAACUUGGACAUGAGUAUGAGCUCGUGGUCACCACUUAUGCAGGACUUUAUCGUUAUCGUGUUGGUGACAUACUUAAAGUUGCUGGAUUCAAAAACAAAGCGCCCCAAUUUCAUUUCGUGUGCAGAAAGAAUGUUGCAUUAAGCAUUGACUCAGACAAAACGGAUGAAGUUGAGCUACACGAUGCUGUUUUAAAAGCAUCGACACAUCUUUUACCAUUCGAAGCCUCUCUGACAGAAUACACAAGUUAUGCAGACACAUCAACAAGUCCAGGACACUACGUUUUGUACUGGGAAAUUAGUUACAAAAACUCCGAUGAAACACUAAUCCCAACAUCAGUGUUUGAAGAUUGUUGUUUAACGAUCGAAGAAUCAUUAAACAGUGUCUAUCGACAGUGUCGUGUUUCGGAUAAAUCGAUUAGUCCCUUGGAAAUAAAGGUAGUUGAGAAUGGCACAUUUGAUAAGCUUAUGGAUUAUGCUAUUUGCAAUGGUGCUUCGAUUAAUCAGUACAAAGCGCCGCGGUGCGUGAAGUAUGCUCCAAUUAUUGAGUUAUUGAACUCGAGAGUUGUUUCGAGUUAUUUUAGCCCUAAAUAUCCUAAAUGGGUUCCGGGUCACAAGCAAUGGUCCUCAAGCUAAGAAAAAUCACCAUGUACGAGAAUUUCCAGCGGUUGACUGGUUAGAGCGCCCAAUUCAUAAUUGGUGACUUCAUAGGUUCGAUUCCUACUUAAAUGCAUGGCAAUUGGGACCUCCAAUAAUGUACAGGAUUAAACUUAAGUAGAAGUUAGAUUAGGGAAUUUAAUUUCUACUGUAUUAUUCCAUUUCACUACUGUUUCUUUCUUUAUUUCUGUGUAUGUGUGUGUGUUUUCAUGUACAGAAUGUAAGUUGUCUUUUAUAUCUUCCAUUUACUUGGUAGCACUAAAUUCCAACAAUAAGCAACAUGGGGAUUGGAUUUACUGAAAUUCCCAUACAAUUACAACAAUUGAUUUGAUAA
Messenger RNA from Capsicum annuum, 2268 nucleotides. Its product is annotated as indole-3-acetic acid-amido synthetase GH3.6. Gene Ontology annotation, cellular component: cytoplasm. The transcript is spliced from 3 exons. NCBI's taxonomy places the organism in Eukaryota, Viridiplantae, Streptophyta, Magnoliopsida, Solanales, Solanaceae. The record is from RefSeq and is a predicted model, not a curated record. The coding region runs from base 96 to 1913 and encodes 605 amino acids. Gene Ontology annotation, molecular function: indole-3-acetic acid amido synthetase activity.